Molecule: messenger RNA, 13682 nt
Organism: Salmo salar (Atlantic salmon)
Lineage: Eukaryota; Metazoa; Chordata; Actinopteri; Salmoniformes; Salmonidae
Biological process (GO): regulation of gene expression
Cellular component (GO): nucleus
Source: RefSeq, a predicted model, not a curated record
UAGAAUAUAACGCUAGCUCCUGUGGGAGAAAGGAAGACGUGCUGAAGGAAGGAAAGACAUAGAUACAUUAACUAGGGGAAGAGGAGAUUAAUAUCUAACCUUAAGUAAAGGUAACAAGGACGUUGGGGAUCACGUAAGGGCCAGGCAGCCUAACUACAGAGCCAUGGCAAAGUGCAGUCAGGUGAAUGAACCUAUGUUAAGUACACACGGCCUAGGGUACACUUAGAAAAGUACAUGAAAGUAGGUAACAAGUUAAGUACAUAUGGACUGGGUGCACUUAGAAAGAAACACACGUGAAAGGAAAAUGGGACAAACACCAAGAGUAAGCAUGCGAUGCAUGCAUUAUUUUUAUAUCCACGUGAGGAAAGUUUGGCCACCAUUAUGUUAGAAAUAAGAGCAGAUAUGGGCGUUAUCCUCAGAUGUGGGCGUUAUCCAUAGGAUUGAAAGAUAAUGGUGGCAGAAAGCACAAAGGGUUUUUCUUCAUUUACAUAAAGCAUGGACCUAUGUAUUGUAUGUGCAUAAAAGCAGAGCUGGGGCCUGAGAAAGUCAGUUGUUCCGCGGACCAGCUCGGCUUUGAUACUUUCUAUUAAAGUCUAUAUUGAAUUCACAAGUUCUUGUAAGAGUGUUACUUUUAAGACAAUUUUCCACGACAUAUUUUGGCGAGCUUGCCAGGAGCUGCAGGGACCUCAAAUAACGGCGUUUUUUGGUUGGUGACGGUUUCUCUGGACAAUCUCACAAACAAGUGGCCACCCAACUAUAAAUAAGGUAAGCUUGUUCUUACAAAUAGUUGAAAUGUUUGUGUAGAUUGCUUCAGAGAUUCAGCCUCAACAAAGAAGGCGCCACGUAGGUCUCUCUAUUUAAGAACUCCUAAAAAUCUAUUAGUACUGAAAGAACUUUUGAAUUCAAUAAAACUGCACGCAUGCAUGCAUUGGGGAUUGUUAAAAAUGAUAUGUGUACAUUUUGUUGUGAUUACAUGCGCAGUGGGUAGUGGACCAGCUGGUGUGGGUAUCUAGCGGGGAGGGCUUGCGCCUGCGCUGAUUGGACCGUUCUAACGGGCCCACGUGUGGUUUUGUUGGGAGGGAUUGUCCCGUCUGAAUCUGCUUGGCCGAGUUCGACUGUUUCAGGACCUGUUUUGGGAUGUGCGUUAACACAGCCCAAUCAACCUGAUCAGGCGGUUCGUGUUGGGUGGGUGAUUCGGGUUGGUCCUCUCACGAGACCAUAAAUCUGGGAACCUUGUGUGGCCCAAGAGGUGUGUGCAUUUGCUCUCUUUCGGCUGGACUGCCUGACCUAGCGUGGGGCUACUGCUGCUGUGUGCGUGUGGUCAGAACAAAUAGAUAGAAAUCCUACACAAUCACGCCUAGGAGAAAAUUAGAGGGCUUGAUUGGGUGGGCUGCUCACGAUAUCGCUCGAGGAACGAGGAUCUGUAUGCAGUGAGCAGGUAGGGCACGGGAGAGAUUCGACCUAGGUAGGCGAAUGGUAACCGUGAAAAGUUAGUCCUACAGAUAAUAACGCUCCGCUUUGCUAACGGCGCCGGAAGAUCAGUAGGGUCCACCACGUAGCUGCUCUGAGGAACGGAGGACAGUACGAGGGGGGGGACAAACAGUGUGAAGGGAAACUGACCCGAUUAGGCAGGACUUCCGUCAUAUUGUGUAUAAACGUAAAUGGGAGAGGAAGGGAAACUGACCCGAUUAGGCAGGACUUCCGUCAUACCAUAAAAACCUGAAUGAGUGGACGCUUCUCUGUGUUGAGGAAGUGAAUCAGAGAAGCUAAAGACUGCAGUUAAAUAUAGUAUAUACUGGUGUGUGUGUGUGUGCCAACUAGUCAAGGGGAAGGAAUGCGCAAACCUCUCUGUGACAGUUGAUUAAGUGUAAUUUGAGAAGGGUGCGUCUAGUGAGUACUAGGAAGAAGAAGUGAUAAAUCAAUAGGUAUUGAUUAAAAGGAACUAUGUAAAGAUAACACAUUAACAUAAUACAUGUGAUAAAUAACUAUUCUAGAAUGCAUAGGACUUGUUGAAUAAAGUAUCAAACAAGACACAUAUAGUAUAUACUGGUGUGUGAAGUAAAGAGAUAAAACAUACAGAUAGGCAACAGAUAUACUAUAUGGUUAAAAUAAACUCAGGCUACUUAGAAUAAAUAGUAACAACAAAUACAUAAAGAACCAUACCAUGGUAUAGUCUGUAGUAUAUACUAGAGAUCUUACAGUACCGUGAAGGACGGUAGGAGGAAAACGGGGGGUAUCACUGUAGCUGCAGGACCCCUAAGAAGUUACACCAUCUUGGAGAGAGAGUGGGUCUGGAGAGACUCUACAAGUAUAGAAAAUAGGUAGGAUAAAUUAGGAAUAUAAGUAACAGUAGGAUAGAAUAUCAUAAGUGAAUAAAUAUAAAGAGAUAAGAAAGUGUCGAUAUGAACAACAGCUGAAUUAGACAGGAAAGUGUGAUAAAUAGGAUGUAAUAAAGUUAAAGUAAUGGAAUUUAGUAAAGCCAUGGAGUCGCUGAGAGAAGCGCACAAAAAUUCCACCAAUUUGGUUUGAAUGUGAAAGAGCAAACUGGAUAAUGUAGGGCAACAUUACCCGGUAAACUGGAUAAAUAGAAUCAAAUAAAACCAGAAUAAGAAGCUCAACUUACCAUUGUUUUGAAAUCAGCAUUCUAUCAUCAGAAAAUACAUUACGAUGGGGGCCAGAUAUGACUCUGCUCGCCUCGCAGACGUGCGAGGGGUGAGUAGAGCAAUAAAAGCCAUAAAAUAUCAAAACGUAAGAAGAUAGCUCCCUGUUUUAGAUAUGGGAAGAAUGUGAGUAGGGAGACACUGAAGCCUGGUGCAGUGGCAGGAAAUGCAGCUUACAAGAGUGUGCAUCCUUUUCAAUAGAGCAACAACUAAUCGUUUUGAGGUUAGUAAGAAUGGAACUUUCACAUAGCGGUGUAUGGUCUCCGUUCGAUCAAUGAGUGAUUAAUAGAGAUUACAGUUUCUAUGUGAUGAAAGACGUAUUAGAUCACGUUCUGCCUGACUGUUAUCAGAGCACCGAUGGGAUUUACAAAUGGUUCCACUUGGUAUCAUUUUGCUUUGAAACAAUCGUUUCUGUGGUGAUAAAAUACGAGGAUGAUUUGUUAUUAGCGUUGAACAACGGAAAAUAAACUUAUAUGAGAGAUCACCACCUUUGUAAAUUAGUUGGAGGAACAGGCAAAGCAAAGUUUAACAUAUUUGAGGUUUUCAAUUUCUGAAAGCAAGACUUAACCCGGGAUCGGGUAGAAACUAUGCGUUCUGAAACAUGGCUAAACUCUCCGCGCAUGCUCAGGAAAACGUAAGGGGUUUUCAAUAUUGUUAGACAUUUCAUGCCGACAUUCUCUGAAACUGCUAAAACACUUGUGGAAUGGAAUCAAGAGCGUGAGGAAAUGUUUGUCGGUUUAAAGAAGUAAUUGGGUUAAACGCCAGCAUUGGGAUUGCCAAAUUUAAAUUAAAACUUUUAAAAUGUUUGUUAGUUUAUGAACAUAGUGGAGGAUUGAAGCAAACAUUUAAUGAUUGGAGUAAGGAUAGUGGAAUUAUAAUUAUAAUAUUAAGUAUAAAAGUAAUACUAUUGGCUUGCUGACUAAAGGGUAACAUUGUGAAUACUAACGAAAUGUACACUUUCUUUCCAGAAGGGGUUUUCAUUUUCUCUUGUCAAAAAUGUCCUUGGAAACUGCAAUACUGGGGAAAGCAGUUAGUGAUAGUCGGCUGUUUUAAGAGUAAAGUAUCUGGAUUAGGCUAUAAAUGGAGUUCCGGAUAAGCCCGGUUCCUGUGUGUUCUUGACAUACCAGCAAGUACACACCAUACCGGGAAAGAAUAUGCGUUAGUGGAUUUAUUUAGAGAAGAGAUAGUGUAAAAUGGGAUGCUUGGAAAUGUUGUUCAGGCUAUUUUGGUGGGAUGCCAAAAGCACUAGUAUGGAUAUACCAGAGUGCAGAAUAACGGAUUAGUUUACAAAUGCUCUACAGUGGUUAACCAAUGGUUUUGUAUUAUACUGAACUAACGACACAGGUUAAAAUGAUAAGAUUACUGGAAAGGUCCUCUGGGAUUUAAUUUGGAUGGACCUUUUUCAAUCAGUUUUAAACUGGGGAUACAGGAAGAUGGAAAUGUUUUGAAAUAUAUCCAAAUGGGUUCUGAAGGACAGGGACAGAGAAGGGAGAGGAAACAAUUAAUGGUGUCAAAUGCCCUGAAUCCUAAUAAUUUCCCGUGAAGACUGAUCAACUUCACUAGAAAUUAUUGGAACAGGUGGGAUUUAAAUAUAAAAUGAAUAAGAAACACCAGUCUCUAUUCAGAGUGUACAAUUACUUUGAAAUUCUAUUAUUUCCAUAUGAAAAUGAUAAAGAGCUGUAAUCUUAAAUUGACUAGUUACUAAAAUAAUUGUAUUUUUGAUUUAACAUGUUGUUGAAUCAUGUGUUCAGAGGGAAAAUGAGCAGUUCCAUGGGGUUAUUGUCUUUGGGUAAAUAUACACGUGCUUUGUUCAGUCUGCAUAUAGAAAGGAAAUAUCUGUUAACAAGGGAUGACAGCCACUCCAAAUAGAUUAUGAUACAAGUAAAGAUGAUUUCAUUGCGUGUUUUUGUUUCAAUACAACAUUUGCAACAGUGGGAUAUUGAGGUUUGCGAGAGGUUAUGUUGUUAAAUGAUCUGUAACUUGUCUGAGAGAUCACCAGUAGAAUAAGGGAGUUAUAAUGGAAGGUGAUGUCAGAAUGCAUGGGAGAGAUAUUUUUACAACAAGUGUGUGUGAAGCUCGAACUCUCCCUAACCAGCGGAAGAGUGAGGGACAACUGCGUCUGAUGACCUGUGAACUGUAUCUGAAAUAGACAUGCUGGAAUGAUAUGUGCUGGAGGAGGAAGACUAAAAGGGGAAUAGGUUACUGACCUUUCAUUACCAGGCCUCUCAUGACAGAAAAACAGAGGCAAUGGGGGUUGUAAUAUGAAUAGAUAGUAUUGGUAUUACAAGUUUAGUAUUAUUGUACAUUUUUAAGGGAAUGAAGCACUAAGAACUGAAUUCUGAUUUGGGUUGGACAAUUUAUAAAACGUUUUAGUUAUGAUUUGGAUAUAGAACUGUUUAAAUGUACUAGGCCUAGGGAAGCUCUGGAAACUAAAUCCUGAGACGGGGAGGUUGACAGAACUUACAGAAGAUUAAAGGUUUUUGUUUCUUUUGUUUUAUUAUGUCAUUACAAAUUUAAUGUUAAACUGUAUUGAUAUAAUUGAUUGCAUAAAAAGUUUAUAGUCUGUUUUGCGAUACACACAAGGAUGAAGGUGGAGACCAACAUUAUGAGUAGUGAUUUAGAUACAUUAUGAGUAGUGGUCACUUAUUACAAAUAUGCAGUUAUUGUAAUUUAUUUUGCUCUUUUCUUGUCUGGUCAAUUUAUUUUAAUUUUAAGGAACAUAAGUGUGUUUAUUGUUCCUGAGGAGGGAAUGAUAUAAAUUGACUAAAAUUGAUUUGAGAAUGUUUAAGUAUGUAUCAAACUGUGGAAGGAAAUUAGUAGUAAAUUAUGUGUUAUGGGUUAGAAAAACUAUGACUGCAUUGGGGAUCUGAGGGGCUCAUAAAUGAAGGUAAUGGUAGUAGAGGGGUGUUAUUUCUAGAGACUAUGUAUAUUAAUAGAAGAGAGAACUCACAGAAGAGAAAGGACAGCUGGCUGUGAAAAAUAUUUAGAAAAAAUAUAUAUAUAUAUAUAUAUAGGAAUGCACAACAUAGGGACAAUUCUGAGUAAAUUGAACAUUACACAUACCUAGAGUAUGGGAAGAAUAAAAGUGAUAGUGGUGACAUUUAACACUAUGGUAAAAGUUUAAGAGAGUUAUGACUUGGAGUUUUAAGAGGUUGGAUAGUCUUCCAACUGGAAGACACUUGACUGAUUACAUGUUAUUCCAACAGCAGUUGCUGUAGGGACCAUAAUUUGGCUAUCAUUAUGUAUAAGAAUAUCUGUGGUAGGAGGCGAGGUAAUUGAGACACUGUUUAAAUAGGGCUGUUAUUUAAAUAUUACAAGGUAGUGAUCUUGACAUGUGAAAGCAUAUAUCUGUUGUCAGGAAAUAACCCAUGUGGUAGUGUGUAUGUCCUCAGGAUUGAGUGUACAUCAAGAUACACCAGGCUGGGGGUAUACUUCUUACAGCACCUGCAGUGGUAAAGAUCAUCAUGUCUCUCUUCGGUGGGCGCAUAAUUCUCACAAGAAGUAAGGUCCAGCUGAACAAUGGGUGAGCUUGAAAGCACCAUGACAGGGGACGCGGAGAGAGAGAGACUAGAUUCCACUGUAGACAUACAGUUGUUGGGUUUGGGAGCUACUUAUUUUAUUGAUUAAUGCAUCAUAUGAAAAAAGGACAGAUGUUAGGGUAAUUGUGCUCUAAACAACAUGUUGAAGGCAUUAAUGUGAAAGCAUAUACAGUAUUGAAUUACUUCAAGAAGAUAUAAUGUUUAUUAGGGAUAUGCCUAUCAGUUGAAAUGGAGUAGAUGGGAAACAAAGUGAAAAUGACAUGAUUUGGGAACACCUCUCAGAACCUGGAGCCGAAAGGGGAAGACUGGGUGGAAGCACGAGGAAGCUUUUUAGUGCUUUUAUUUUUGUGGAUCCCAGCAGAAAAGUAUCCUGGAGGCAUAGAGUCAGGUGAAGAGAGAGUGGGAAUUGUCAUGGUCUCAGAUUUCAGUUUCCAUGAAUAUAUUUAUGCAUGACAUAUCACAUUGUCAAUACUGUUGUGUUUUUGUUUUCCACAUUCCAAGUCUUAUGCUUAGGAACCAGAAGGAGAGGAGUCGCCAGCUUCAGCUGGAAUGUUAGUUGGUGUAUGAUGAGUGAUGGAAAUAAGUGGAUGUAUGGUGUGAUCAUAAAACAGAGGCCAUAAGUCUCUAAGUUUGAAUGCCUCACAGAAAGAAGGCAGAAACCUGAACCAGGACCAGAGGUUCCACGUCUGAUGAUCCAAGAAACCAGGUCCGAGUGUUCCGGAAGAAAGGAAUGAGCCAAGGAGGGAGGGUCCCUACAAGGUGGCUCGAAUAAUGUUAACUACCAUCCAGGUGAAAGGAAGCAACACGUGGUACCAUCUAAACCACUGUACCAAAGUCCCGUCAGGAAGGAGGAGCCAGGCAGGAGACAGGCAGGAGUCAGGCAGGAGCCAGGCAGGAGACGAAGAGGAGGUGUAUCGAGGAGCAACUUUCAACAGCCAACAGACACUCUCUCCUGAAUAUCCAGAGUCCAGGGAUGAGGAGGAGUGACAUGCCUGUUGCUCCUGAUGACAUACCUACUCUGGCAGAUACCCCUGAUAGAGGUGUUGUUCAAGGGGACGGAGAAACAACGACAGGAGAAUGGAAAGGAGACUUUCUUAUCAACUUCUCUGUCCUCACAUGGUCUUUUUAACAGACAGUGGAACAGGAUAGAUGAAGAAUGGUAGAAUGGUCUUGACAGCAACAGCAACAAACCUAGAAGAAAUUGUAAAAUUACCUCCCACUAGAGACUAGUACACCAACUAAGACAAUAGAAAAACCACAGGAAAGUGGGUUGAUGCAGAAAAUCUGGACAUCUGUUACCAACUGGGGUAGCUACAAUGAAGAAACUACCCAAGAAUCAAACAUUGAUCAAACAUUUUGAAAAGCAAUAACAAAUGGCUUGUAUAGGUGGGCUCAGUAAGAAGCAACUAAACAUAGGAUGGACAAUUGCAUUUUGUCUAGCAAAUCACAUUUGUCUGAUAUUUUAAUAAUACCUGAACUUGUAUCUGUUGAAGAAUGUGUUAAAUGGAAAAUGUUCAAUGUAUUCAGAAUCAAUACUACAUACCUUUGUGUAACAUAGAAUGCAGAUUGGCAUUAGGUAGCACUAAAGAUAGAAGAUAAUUAAACCAAAAUAUGUUGAAAAAACAUGAAUGUGCAACAUAUGACAUGAAAACUGAAUGAAAUGGUCCUCAUAAUGAUAGGUUUACUAUGGUAAAAAGUAGAUAUGAAUGUUUCUACAGCUAUGGGGAUAAUGGGAUAGAUGUGAGAAACACUACAGUUAAUUGUUAAACUAUUGGGUGUUAGAAACUGCAGAAGUUAGUAAAUUUGAUGAUAAAGGAAUGAUUAUGGAUUACAAAGGUACAUGUGGUAAUAUAACUCAAGUAACACUAUCUUUUGCAGUGUUAAAGAUGUAUAACCUGGUAAUCAUUUACUAUGGAGUGUAUUGUCUAUUACCUUUCUACCUUUGACAAGGGAUAAAUUAAGUUAGAACUUCUGAAUUUUGUAUACUUAAACUUGUGGGUAAAAUGGGGAAAUUCCGGUUUCAAGUGUCCAUGGACCAUGUCCUUAGUCCUUUAGCAGGUGUUUUCAUUUGUGAUUUCACUGUUGUUACAGAGGUGUCUGUAAGGAAGGAUCUUGUUUAAGUGUCAAAUUUAGAAUGACAUUAUAAGGAUUUUCUUAUUUUCUUUAUGUUUUAAAUAACUGAGAUAAACUCAGGCAAGGCUAUGUACUACAUGUUCAUACUUCUUCAUAGUAUACUGAUUUGUUAUAUGUAUCCUCGUUCACUAUUUGAUAAGUGUGACUGGAUGUUUUACUCCUAUCCAUGUUAUCGUUUUGGAGAUGUUUGGUCCAGCAUAUGACUAUGUUUUAUCUUCUCACAUUGCGUUCUACACACUUACUAUUUGAUGGAUUAUUAUUAUUAUUAUUAUUGUUAUUAUCCAUUCCCAUCUUUAAAUUCUCUAGGGUUAUCAUGUUUUGUGUGGGACUAAUUAGUCCCAGAGGAGGGAUUUAUGUGGGAGAAAGGAAGACGUGCUGAAGGAAGGAAAGACAUAGAUACAUUAACUAGGGGAAGAGGAGAUUAAUAUCUAACCUUAAGUAAAGGUAACAAGGACGUUGGGGAUCACGUAAGGGCCAGGCAGCCUAACUACAGAGCCAUGGCAAAGUGCAGUCAGGUGAAUGAACCUAUGUUAAGUACACACGGCCUAGGGUACACUUGGAAAAGUACAUGAAAGUAGGUAACAAGUUAAGUACAUAUGGACUGGGUGCACUUAGAAAGAAACACACGUGAAAGGAAAAUGGGACAAACACCAAGAGUAAGCAUGCGAUGCAUGCAUUAUUUUUAUAUCCACGUGAGGAAAGUUUGGCCACCAUUAUGUUAGAAAUAAGAGCAGAUAUGGGCGUUAUCCUCAGAUAUGGGCGUUAUCCAUAGGAUUGAAAGAUAAUGGUGGCAGAAAGCACAAAGGGAUUUUCUUCAUUUACAUAAAGCAUGGACCUAUGUAUUGUAUGUGCAUAAAAGCAGAGCUGGGGCCUGAGAAAGUCAGUUGUUCCGCGGACCAGCUCGGCUUUGAUACUUUGUAUUAAAGUCUAUAUUGAAUUCACAAGUUCUUGUAAGAGUGUUACUUUUAAGACAAUUUUCCACGACACUCCCUAAUCUACAAUUCAACAGACUAGGGAUAAACAUCUCAUCUGGUUCACUUCGCCUGAACUCUGCAAACGACCGGCCGUAAACGAGUGUCUACAAUGAAUCAGGAAACACUCUCCCUCCAACCUUCCUCCCCCCUACCCCUCCUGGAGUCCCCGUGUCAUGCCUCUCCCGGUAGCCCCUUACUGCUGGGUCUGAAGAGGCUGUCUGUGCGGCUGGUCGACUGCAGGAAAACACCGGCGCUAAGGGACAUUCCUAACCGUCACUCUCUCAGAUGGGGCUUGUCAUCUGGGGAGGCAAAACAUCAUGAUGCUGACGAGGCAGAGAAAAGUCUCUCAAGAUCAGAACACCUCAAGAAACAACAGCAGAGACCCACAAGGAAGAAAUCUCACUGCUGCACUGACUGUGGGAAGAGUUACACCUCUAAAGUAAACCUUAGAGGACACCAGAGAAUUCAUACUGGAGAGAAACCUCACUGCUGCUCCCAGUGUGGAGCUAGCCUCUCCACUGCCAGUGCACUGGAAGGGCACAUGCGGAUUCACACUGGAGAAAAACCGUACCAGUGCUCAGAAUGUGGGCAGAGAUUUACAUACUCCAGUGGUUUACGUAUACAUGAGAGAAUAAAACACACCCACGAAAAACCACACUGUUGCUCUGACUGCGGGAAGAGAUUUUUUACAUCACAAAGCUUAAAAGCUCACUGGCGGAUUCACAGUGGAGAGAGACCGUUCCACUGCUCUGAGUGUGGGAAGAGUUUCACAGAAGCCUCGGCACUGUCUGAACACAAACGAAUACACACAGGAGAAAAGCCUCACCACUGUGAGCAGUGCGGGGGAAGCUUUUCCUCAGCUAAGUUACUCAGAAUACAUCAGAGGAUUCACACAGGGGAGAAACCUUACCAAUGCACUGUCUGUGGGAAAAGCUUCAGAUUUUUGUCUUCUUUAAGAUGUCACCAGCUAAGACAUACUGGAGAGAAGCCCCACCAAUGUACUGAGUGUGGGAAGAGGUUUGCUGUUAAGAGUGGACUCUUGCGACAUAACAUAGUGCACACUGGAGAGAAAGGCUACCAAUGCCAACAGUGUGGCAAGAAGCUAGGAUCAUCUCAUUCUCUAGAGCAGCAUAAGCGAACACACACUGGACAGAAACCCUUCCAUUGUUACCACUGUAAGUUGAGCUUUGCCACUAAUUCAGCCCUGUACAAACACCAGAGAAUUCACACAGGAGAGAAGCCACACAGCUGCAAUGUUUGCCAGAGGAGUUUUGGACGGUCGGAUCACCUGAAAAAUCAUAUGCAAAUUCACACAGGAGAAAAGCCAUACCACUGCUCUAAGUGCGAGCUGAGUUUCAGUAACGAUAGAUCUCUGAAAGAACAUGAGGUCAGACACACAGAAGAUAAACCUCAUUGCUGCUCCCAAUGUGGCGCUAGUCUGUCUUCUGCCAGGGCACUGGAAGGACACAUGCGAAUUCACACUGGAGAGAAACCGUACGAGUGCUCUGAAUGUGGGCAGAAGUUUGCACAUAGAGCCAGUCUUGGGACACACCGAAGAAUACACACAGGAGAGAAACCCUAUCACUGCUCUGACUGCAAGAAGAGCUUUUCAAGACUUGACUCUUUAAAGAAUCACAAGUUCACACAUUCAGAGAAGAUGUACCACUGCUCUCAGUGUGAGUCGAGCUGCACAACGCCAGGCGCAUUAAAGAAACACCAACUUAUACACACUGGAGAGAAGCCUUACCACUGCUCCCACUGUGACAAGAGCUUCCUUUGGCAACAAUCUCUCAAACAACAUGAGCGUUGUCACAAGGGAGAGAACCCGUAAUCUUGCUCAGAUUGUGAUAACUUUGCCACAAUGGCAACCUUGCAAAUUCACCAGCGAAGACACACAGGAGAGAGGCCAAACCAAUGCCCUUUCCCUGACUGUGGGAAGAGUUUUUCCCAGGCCAGCGCCUUGAAAGUUCACAAGAGAAGGCACACAGGAAAGAAGCCGCACCACUGUGAUCAGUGUGGGAAGAGUUUUGUCACGUCAGGUGACUUUCAAACUCACUCCAAAAAUAAUGUGGACUUAGUUUUUCUAGAUCUGAUUCCUUAAAGAUUCACCAGAGAAUCCACACAGGAGGGAGGCCGUACAGCUGCUCAGAGUAUGAUGGGUUACACCUUGAAGGGUCACCUUACUAGACACCAGCUGACACACAGGAGAGAAACUUCACCACUGCUCUGACUGUGGGAAGAGUUUUAUUCUCUUAGGCAACCUAAAAACACAUCAGUUAACGAACACCGGAGAGAAGCCUUACCACCGCUUUGAUUGUAAGAAGAGUUUUACCACGAAGGGUCAACUGAAUGGCAGAGACACAAAGGAGAGAAACCACACUACUGCUUCAAGUGUUCAGUCGACUUUAUUCCACGUUCAGCGCAAGCACAGCGGGACACCCUACCACUGCACCCUCUGUGCGCAGCUUCAGCUCACCACAGCAUCUGAAAUACCACUAGAUGAGACACGCGGGAGAGAAACCAUUCAUAUGCACCGACUGCAGGAAAAUAUUCACUCAGGCCGGGCGAUUGACUUAACACAGGAGGAUUCACACCGGAGACUAACCUCACAGCUGGGAUCAGUGUGACGAGUUUCUGUAAAAGGAGCAGUCUGCAAUCACACCAGCGGACGCACACAGGAGAGAAGCCUUACAGUUGUGAUUGAAUGUGGGAAGAGAUUCACUAAGUCAGGAAUCCUGGCUUCGCACAAGAGAAUGCACACCUGUGAGAAACCUCACCACUGCUCUCUAACGGUGGGAAAUGCUUUACCACCUCAAGUCAACUAAGUAUACACCGGAGAACACACACAGGAGCGAGGCCUAAUGGCUGUGCACAAGAUACAUUUUAUGCCUGGAUCAAAUUUGUAAUUUGUAGAUUAUGGAACACCUAUAGAGUAAUUUAUAGAAUGAGCAACAAGGACACACGUAACAACUGUGAAACGUGAAUGCUUCUAGGUUGUCCUUGACAAUGCCCAUAACUGAAACCACAAUACUUCAAAAUACAGAGGGUUUCACUCUGUGUUGUGGAUUUGACCAAAACCCAUAGUUUUUAAUUUAGGCCAAAACGUUUAAUCUGUUUACUGUGUUGCCUUGCAGUAUUACUUAACAUCUUUGUUGCAAACAGAAUGGAUGAUUGUUAGUGAUUUUCUUUAAACACAAGCCUCCUUUGUCGUACAGGCCAGUAAUGUGGACUCACCUUGGUCAAAACACCAGACUUGUUAUCCCUCACCACCAGAGAGCAGCAAGGAUGCUCAGUUCUCCCCUCUACUCACUCUACACCAAUGACUGCACCUCAUACAACUCCUCUGUCAAACUACUCUAGUGUCCAGAUUACAUCACUCUGGUCAGUCUCAUCACCGACGGCCAUUAAUCCAUGUCAUGUGGAGAGGUCGACCGGCUAGUUUUUCCUAGCCACCGUGCUUCUACGUUUGCAUUGCCUGCUGUUUGGGGUUUUCGGCUUGGUUUCUGUGUAAGAACAUUGUGACAUCUGUUGAUGUAAAAAGGGCUUUAUAAAUAAAUUUGUGGAUUUGACAACUCUAAUGCAGUUCUACCUCCGACAACAAGCCCUGAGAACAGACAUAUUUCUCAACAUGCUCACAACUUGUCAUUGGAUACAAAUUAUAAACAUUAGGGCUAGAUUCUGCCUUAACCCGUGAUAACCGACAACUGCAUAGUCAUUUCAUUGAUUUUAGUCAGGUGAUGUCUGAGGUGUAACUGCAUUAGAGCUGUCAAAUUAGCAACCGUCCCCCUGCUGUAAUACCCAUCGUGGACAUUGCCACUGGAUAAUCUCAUGCAGCCUUGUUAGAUUCGAACGUGUUUUGUAAUCUACCCCUCAAAUAGCCUGAUAUGCUGUAAUCUACACCUUGAUUAGCCUGAUAUAAUGCUGUAAUCUACACCUGAUAUGGUGUAAAAUUACAAGAUUAUGUUCUAUACUGCUUAUGCAUUGAAUAGUUGGAUCAGUUAUUUUCCACUGUGUCUGUUGGCCUGAGUUAGGCCUCUGGGUUUAAAGCCAACAGCCGAUUGGGGGUAAAAUUGUGAUAAGGCUACAUCCUGUCUUCCAGCUGUGUGGAGGAGAACUGAAAGAUUACCUUUGUAUAGCAUCAGCAAUAUGACCUGGAGACAGAAACUACACCUGAUCUGAGCUAAUCUUGUUGUUCCUGCUUGAGUGGACAAUAUACCCUUUUAUGCUUUCACACUUCUGCUGACUGCUACGUAGACAGAGCUUUUCAUAAAACCUGAGACCCAACUCUGUUCUGUUCAGGGGCUCUUAACUGCACCAUUGAGUGAUUGUUAACCAUUCCAGAAUUGCUAUUCUUAUAAUAAAACUUGUGGUUUGAA